Molecule: messenger RNA, 1473 nt
Organism: Raphanus sativus (radish)
Lineage: Eukaryota; Viridiplantae; Streptophyta; Magnoliopsida; Brassicales; Brassicaceae
Product: glucuronoxylan 4-O-methyltransferase 3
Biological process (GO): xylan biosynthetic process
Source: RefSeq, a predicted model, not a curated record
AAUUUCGAUGUUGAGUUUGUAUCAAAUUCGUAUUCACCGUCCUUAAAAAACGUAACAUGCGGUGUAGUAUAUCUUUCACAAUGUAAUUAAUGAAAGAUAGCAAAAGAGAAUAUGUAACUGCUAGUAUGCUACAUUUCACUCUUUGCUAUCUUGGUCCUAUAAGGUGAUGAUGACACCAACCCUAGAUUAACUAUUCGAAGUAAUCAUUGUUAGUAUCGACCAAUCCAAUUGAGACACACCAUAUAACCAAACCACCACAUGACAUAAUCCCAAAAGAAAAAUUAAAAGAGUUUGUCUCUUUGUCCCCUAAAGAAAACAAAAACCUUAGUAAAAAAUGUAACGCUUCUCACUUGAGCAACUCAAAUUAACACAAUCCCAUCACAAUGACGACUAGUCUCCACUUUCCGAUUACCUUGAAACUCAUUAUCUCUAGCUUAGCAUCUCUCGUCGUGAUCACUCUCUUCUUCAUCACCAGAACCGAUUUCUCACCGUCUUCAUUUCAGCCAGCGCCGGCCAAAACUAUCCAGAUCUCCAGCUCCUCCACCAGAACUAAAGAACAGAGCGCAGACUCCGUGAGUUGCGGUAAGAUCCUUCCUUCGCUUGCCGACGCUCUCAUCCACUACGCCGCCUCCAACGUCACUCCUCAGCAAACACUCUCUGAAAUCUCCGUCACCAAGAAGGUCCUAGACAAAGCAUCGCCAUGCAACUUUCUUGUGUUUGGUCUUGGCCACGACAGCUUGAUGUGGGCGUCACUAAACCACGGAGGAAGAAGUGUAUUCUUAGACGAGGACGAGUCAUGGAUACGCCAGAUCGCCGAGGAGUUCCCUUCUCUGGAAUCGUACCACGUACGGUACGAGACCAAGGUAAGAGACGCGGAGGCUCUGAUGUCGGCGGCGAGAGAUAGGGAGGAGUGCCGUCCUAGCGUGUCGACGGAUCUCAGAGUUUCCAAGUGCCAGCUUGCUCUGAAGGGCUUACCGGAGGUGGUUUACGAGACGGAGUGGGAUUUAAUCAUGGUGGAUGCUCCGACGGGGUUUCACGAAGAAGCUCCGGGGAGGAUGUCGGCGAUUUACACGGCGGGGAUGCUCGCGAGGAGCCGAAGAAGAGAGACGACGGCUAUUUUUGUGCAUGAUGUGGAUAGGACUGUGGAGGAUGAGUUCUCUAUGGCGUUUUUGUGCAGAGAUUACAUGACGGAGCAACAAGGUAGGCUCCGCCAUUUUACGGUGCCUAGUCAUCGGAACUAUAACAUCUCCGACGGUACAUUCUGUCCCUAAUCCGCUGUCGAUAAAAUAUUAUUUUUAUUCAAAUAGUAUUUUUAUAUUUCACUUUUAGUAUCAGUUUGUAAAACAAAACUAGUAGAUUUGAGCUGGACUGUUUGGUGAUCAAAUUUGGACCGUUUGGUGAUACUUUCAACGUUUUCAAAACGUUCCAAAAGUAAAAACAUUGAUAUAUAAAUAAAUGGUCCGAUUUAUUACU